Messenger RNA from Pelagomonas calceolata, 1517 nucleotides. NCBI's taxonomy places the organism in Eukaryota, Pelagophyceae, Pelagomonadales, Pelagomonadaceae. The record is from the annotation of a GenBank genome assembly.
AAAACACCCCGCACAGAGCGCUCUCACUCUGCCAGGCUGGAAAGAGCCUGGAUCAGCCAGUGUUCACAGGGUCGACGCUGCCCGACGCCGUCGCGGUGUGCCUGGGCCACCGCGCGGGCAGCCCCACAAACCAAUGGGCCUCUUCGUCUUCCACGGCGACCACGACCACACGUGCCUGGACACAAAUGCAGAGCCCAUCGCGACUAGAAUAAGCCCUGUUGCGCCGCCGAACGUCUACGGGCCGCUGCCGUCGCUCAACGACUGGCUCAAGCGCGUGCUCAAGCGCGAGAUUCCACGCGAGCAGCUCGACGCGCUCGUCGCGAACGGCGUCCGGCGCCCGUUCCACCUCGCCACGCUCUCGACGUCGCGGAUGGGCGCCUGCGGUUUUGACGGUAAGGAGGUCUCGACGAUCAACGCCGUCGCCGCCGCGGCUCUGAAUAAAAACAAGCCGGGCGCGCUCCUCCUGCCCGUCCGCAUAUGGGGACCAGGCACGGAUGACCGCAUGCGCCUCGCGGAGGUCGUCGCGGAGUGCUCCGCGACGCACGUCGUCAGGCUGUCGCUGGUGUGGCACGUCUGGGGCUGCGGCCGCGUCGAGCACAGCUUCCCCGAGGCCGAGCUCUGCGGCGACGUCUCGCGGCACGUGGCGGCGCUGAAACCCUGGGAGCACGUGAGGUAUGUCGACUGCGUCUUCGAGAAGGACUGGGUCUACGCCUUCGACGCGAUCCGGCCCGUGCCGCAGCAUCGCCUCGUCGGGCUCAAGGUCAAGACAUCCAGCGGCAAGAAGCACCGGCUCCGGAUCGAUAAGAACCGCGCGGCGUACUACUCGGAGCGGCGGCUCGGCCGCAAGGCGCUGGGGCGCGUGAAGAUCCGCCUCGACCCGCCGGCGCCGAAGGGCUGGGGCCUCUGCGGCCUCGACGCGCGGCCGGGCGCCACGGGGAUAGGAGGGCUGGGCGCGCGCUGGGCCCGCGUCCGCGAGGCGCGCUGCGACUGGUCGACCUACGUCGCCAGCGACGACCUCGCCGCCGAGCGCCGGCGCCUCGCGGCCGCCGUGGACCAGCGGCGUCGCACCUCCCAGGACCGGGAGAACGUAAACAACGUCACGGGCCGCGUCGCCGUCGAGCAGCAGGACGCGAUGCUCCGCGCGCUCGACCGACCCGUCGCGCCCGUGAGGGCGACGAGAGCGGUUACGCCUUCGGCGCCGCCGCUCCUGCCCGCGGCGGCGAUCGCGCGCGUGGCCUCGGACGCGCCCGUGAUGGCGCCGGCGCGAGUACCGUCCGUGACGCCGAUGCACCGUCGCGUGACCCGACACCUGUGGCCCAGCGCGCCGCCGCUCCCGGAGGCUGAGGUGAUUGCCACGACGGCGGCGCCAGUGCAGCAAGCGGAAAUGGUCUGGCCCGAAGCGCCGACGGAGCUCCCGACGGCAUACGGGGAGGAGGGCCAUUCAGCGCAGUGGACUGAGGCCUCAUGAUGUGUAUAUAACUUGCUUGUUCUUUACACACGUGGGGGGAGGGACGGCU